CUAACCAUCCCCUUGAGAGAUACUUUCAUAAUUUCAAUCGUGAACUUGUCAGGUUUCUGGUGACACGACUACGAGUUAGCAAUGGCGUCGUCGCUUGGCGAUGCAGAUCUCUAUGCGAUCCUAGGGUUGAAGAUUGAAGGCGAUGCGGCUCCGCCUACCGCACCGGAAAUUAAGAAGGCGUACCGAAAGCGUGCGCUCGAAUUGCACCCGGACAAGCGACCAGGCGACAAAGCAGCAGCGGCGGAGUUUGACGAGCUGCAGAAGGCGUACGAGGUGCUCUCAGACGACAAGGCGCGCAAGGCGUAUGACGACCUGCGCGUGGUGCGGCGGGAGCGCGAGCGCAAGCUGGGGCAGCAGAGCAGCAAGCGACAGCGCAUGGUGGCGGAGCUGGCGGAGCGGGAGAGGAUGGCGGAGCGGCAGCGCAGCGAGGAGGAGAUCGCCAAGCAGAGACUUAAAGCGGAGAUAGAGAGGAUUCGCAAGGAGGCGGCGGCGGCAGCUGCUGCAGCGGCUGCUGCGGCACGGGAGGAGUACGGUGUGCAGCGGUUGUGGCGGAUGUUUGAGGAGUUUGGGAAGGUGGAGGAUGUGGUGGUGAGGGACGGGGCGAAGGGGAAGGGCAAGGGGGGCAAGGCGAGGAAGAAAGGCAGUGCCCUGGUGGUGAUGGCGUCUAAAGAAGCUGCGAUUGCAGCAACCCGCUCUGUCUGUGGCGAUACCUCAAACCCCCUUAUAGUCACGCGCGCAGUGGCAGCCCCUGCUGCAUCCACCAUAUGGGGCGCUGACACCCCCUUCAACCCCUCCGCUGCUCCCGCGGCAGCAGCAGCCUCAACAGCAGCAGCAGAUGCUGCGGCUGCAAGAGCCAGGGCUGGGUCUCAUGGUGCCACUGGGGGUUUUGGGAUGGGAAUGGGCAGUAGUGCCGGUGGCAGUGCAGGCUUGGGUGGAAUGAGGGGAGAUGGAGGGGCCAAACCAGCAGGAGAGGCAAGUGCCAGAGCAGGUGUGGGUGGAUUUCAAGCGAACGGGGCAUCGAGUGGAGCAGCGGCAGCACCAGCAGGAGGAGCAGGGGGGGGAGUGGGUGGAGGUGGGGUGGGAGUAGGAGCCCGGCCAGCCAUGGCAACCGCAGGGACAUCGUAUCGUGACUAUGAGAGUGUGACUCUAAUGCGCAUGAGACAGGCAGCUGAAAGAGCACGCAUAAUCAAGGACAUGCAAGCUGCCGAAAAAGAAGCAGCUGAGGGUGGAAAGGAGUAAGCUUGCGUAGCCAACAGGGCGGCAGACGCUCUGCCGUUUCUUCCAUCGUUGGAAUUUUCAUCCAAAGUGCGAUGUGCUCUCCACUGAGAGUGCAUUUUUGUCACACAUCCAUCCAUGGGCAUAAAAUGCUAACACAUUUUGUGUCUAUGGUACUAUUUUGAAGUUCCCAUUCUUGGCCCAUCCUCGAUACAGUAACAUGUAUGUGCGGAGACCGUUGGCAAAGGUCCA
Closterium sp. NIES-67 is the source of this 1467-nucleotide messenger RNA. The record is from the annotation of a GenBank genome assembly. NCBI's taxonomy places the organism in Eukaryota, Viridiplantae, Streptophyta, Zygnematophyceae, Desmidiales, Closteriaceae.